UAUGACUGUGUGAGCUGUUCGUUCAUUGAUGUUUCAUCAUCGCAUUAGUACAUAUUUCACAUCUUUGUGAAUCGGCUACCCGUUCAGUUCAACUCAAUAAAUAUUUUCUUCUUUUCGCGAUGCCAUUUUUGCUCUGCUCAACAGAGUCAUUCUAACACACAAUUCGUGUUUUGUAGUUUAUUCGCUGAGUUUGGAUUUUCGACCAACUUAAUUUUGCAAUAACGAAACGAAAAGUUUAAUUUGUGAAUAUUUUCACUGCAGAAAGCACCGAAAUUGCAUCACAAUGAAUGGUGAAGGAACAGGACCGCCUGAUGAACACAAUUCCGACGCCAUUGCGUUGCAGAAUGAAUCGAUUUUGUUCGGAAUGGAAAUCAAACGAGAGCCGACUGUCAAACAAGAAUAUGAAGGCAACGACGGUAUUGUGAUGGUAACGAGAUCGGCACACACAGCCAAUGGAACACUUGAAAAUGCAACUGCUAGUGACCAAGAGAAUGGUACCAACAUUUGUGUCCAUUUCGACGAUCUGGACGAGGUAAAAUCGGAAGUAAAGACUGAAAAGGUUAAGGAUGAGGUGAAUCAAGUUCCACGGAAGAGCUCUGACGAAAAUCGAAAGCCACGAAACGAUGCGAACAAGCGUUUCCCGAAACCAAAAUCAAAUGGAUCGGCGGUGCGGCAAAAAAAUGUUCAGCCAAACCCGAAAAAUGUGACGUAGCAAACAGUUCCGGUGGCAAGAA
Messenger RNA from Sitodiplosis mosellana (orange wheat blossom midge), 734 nucleotides. RefSeq lists its product as uncharacterized. The transcript has 2 exons. The record is from RefSeq and is a predicted model, not a curated record. The coding region runs from base 284 to 712 and encodes 142 amino acids. Lineage: Eukaryota; Metazoa; Arthropoda; Insecta; Diptera; Cecidomyiidae.